Messenger RNA from Laccaria bicolor S238N-H82, 1005 nucleotides. RefSeq lists its product as uncharacterized. Lineage: Eukaryota; Fungi; Basidiomycota; Agaricomycetes; Agaricales; Hydnangiaceae. The record is from RefSeq and is a predicted model, not a curated record. The coding region runs from base 40 to 1005 and encodes 321 amino acids. The transcript has 2 exons.
CCACUCCCCAACGUAAGGUUUCUCUUUCUUUCAACCCUGAUGGCGAGCAACGCCCCGGGCCCGUCUACGCAAUCAGUGCCCCAAUUAGGACCCCGUGUAACGCAGGAAUCUGGAGCUCCCCCUUUUGCCAUUGGCGAGUGCAUCCUUGUGCGGAUUCCUGAACCAAUCGAGGUGGAGAACUUUGUUGAAGCCGAUGCUACCAUUGUUGGAUCGAAUCUUCCACCCGUGUCCCGAGGAGGAGGCCCUCAACGUCUGGCCUUUAUAUGUGAUAUUAGGGUCCACGACGAAUCUUUCAUUCUGGAUGUCUACCCUGUUCUCUCUUUCUCUCGUUCUGGCGGAGCUGUCGUAGCCUACAACAAUAUGCGUAAUCCAAUCUCAAAGGCAUCACUUCUCCCACUCCCGUCCUUUUCAUCUAGACACCCAACACCCCAUACUUUCGGACAACCUCUCACCUUUGGGAACUGGACAACUCUUAAUGACUCGUUUUUACAUAUCUUCCCCAGGCAAUUCACUAUGCCUCCUCACAGAUCCUUUAAACGUUUCGAACCUCCGCUCUCAAUGCCUUUAAACUUGCAAGCCCGCGUCAAGCGUUACCGAGCAUACCUCUCGACCGCAGACCCUGAAACUCUGGCUGUUCAAUCCCAUCAUCCCCCUCCCAAUGGUGGGAGUGGAGAAGGUCCACCACAUGACCAAAUUGGACAUGGGGGAGGGCAGGCGACGUCUGGAGGAUUGUCAGUAACCAGCUCACCAACCAUUAUCGGCGAUGGAGAUGGGGACGGGGGGAAAUCAGCUGAGGAGGGGCUAGCUGAGGUAUUUGAAGAUGUUGACGAGGAUGCAGAGGAUGGAGACGCCACCAUGCUUGACGACCUUCGCCUCCUGGCAGCCUCUCAUCCGAUGUGGGAAGACGAACUGAAGCAAUUAUCCAAGCGCAGCAGAAGAGAAAAGAUGGAUUCAGAAAGAACGCGCAGCAAGAUUGGCCCUCUGGCGGGAAGACGCGGCUGUUGA